AUGGAGUUUAGCGAGAGGAAAAGAAGAAGGAAAUCUCAGAGCUUCAAACUGGUCCAUGAGCAAGAGCAAGAUUUUGACGCAAGGAGUUUUGACAAUGCCGUCAAUAUACAUGUCAAUGGAGCAUCAAAAGAGACUGCCAUGCCAGAAGCCUGGUUGGGUGAUGAGGGUGUGGAGAUUAAGAGACAGAUCACAGGCAUGAUGCGUUUGCUGAGUGACAAGGCCGGCCGGAUGUACCAGCGUGUGGGAGCAGAGGGAAACAGCCUCAAACAGGAGCCCCAGGAGGAGCACCUGAGCUGGGCGCAGCCGGCUGCUUUACUCCCAGACCUGGAGGACCCCCAGAUCAGUGUCUGGAGCUCAGCAGGGGAAACAGAGCCCAGUCCCAUGUCUAUACCCAAUCCAGUCCCCAACGGCCAGGGGUCUGGCCAAUACGGCACACGCUCCAAGACCCAGAGGAUGCUCAACACAACCACCAAAGGCACAGUCAAAACUAAUGAUGUGGCUCCUGCAGUGGUAGAGGCUCCCUGCUGUAUGUGUAACUGUAAGAGCACCUUACAGGCCAUUCUACAGGAGCUACGCACCAUGAGGAGGCUAAUGCAGACACAGAAAGGUUCCCAGGAGAAGCAGGAGCACAGGGCCCCUCCCUCCCCUUGCCCUGUCCCUACAGCUCCGCGUCGCAGACCCCGCAAGAGACGUCCUGUCCACAAGGUUGCUCCACUGAGCGCACCCAGCAAGAGGGCAGCUGUUCCCCCUCCCCCCCCCCCGUCCCCUGCCUGUGUACCCCUGGAGUCUGGGGGAAGGAGGGAGAGUGGGAGCAGAGAGCUGGAGAGACCUGUGCACACCCCUGCCUCACCCUCUACCUCCACCUCACCCGAGCUCUCCAUUCAAACCCUGUCCAUGCAGAACAAGCUCAUCCCUGGUGACGACACACACAAUCCUAACUAUAGACAACCCAAAGGUCUUCAAUCCUCAGAGAGUGAGGUGCGUCUAGCGGAGGACUAUGAGGUGUUUAUUCCCAAGGCCCAGCUGGACUCAAUCCUGGUCAACUACACACGCUCUGGAAGCCUGCUCUUCAGGAAGUUGGUGUGCGCCUUCUUUGACGACACCACGCUAGCUAACUCACUGCCCAACGGCAAGAGGAAGAGAGGUCUGAACGACCAAAGGAAAGGACUGGACCAGAACAUUGUGGGAGCCAUUAAAGUGUUUACAGAGAAGUACUGCACAGCUCACAGAAUAGAGAAGCUGCCAGGCCCUCGAGAUUGGGUCCAGAUACUACAGGACCAGAUCAAACUUGCCCGCAGACGACUAAAGAGAGCAGAGGCUACAGACCCUCAGGACAUCUUCAACAGACCGUGCACAGAAUCUCCUCAGCUGUCUGGAGAGAGGGAGGAGAGGGAGUUUCUAACAACAGGCUGUGACUACAACAAGCCAGCAUGUUUGGUUAAGGUGGGGAAGAAUGUGACUGAUUGAUUCCGGUGCUGUGAAUCAACAACUUGCAAUGAAGAUACAACGCACUGUACUUUAUGUCUUUGUUGCUCCACUAACUUGAUGCGUUGUGCCACUUUAGAAAGUCCAUUUUGGAAGAUGUAUUGUUCUUUUACAGCUAUGUCAAAAUUGUAUUGUGGUUGUAGAGAAAAAAACGGAACAGUGACCAAAAUAAGUUGGUUAGUGAAAUGUAGUUAGUUUCCAUGGACUGCUUUGUUUUACAUAUGCACACCACAUGCACACACACACAGACACACACAGAAAUACACACACACACACCAGUCUGACCAGUAUAGUCUAGCUGGUUCUGCUGGCUGACCAGCAAAGUCUAGCUAGUUAUGCUGGAAGACCAGCAUGGUCUAGCUGGUCUGACCAGCAUGGGCUAGCUGGUUAAGCUGGCAGACCAGCCUUCGUUGUGUUUUCACUGGUGAC
Molecule: messenger RNA, 1914 nt
Organism: Oncorhynchus nerka (sockeye salmon)
Lineage: Eukaryota; Metazoa; Chordata; Actinopteri; Salmoniformes; Salmonidae
Gene: bend7
Product: BEN domain containing 7
Molecular function (GO): DNA binding
Source: RefSeq, a predicted model, not a curated record